Messenger RNA from Toxoplasma gondii ME49, 312 nucleotides. RefSeq lists its product as hypothetical. The coding region runs from base 1 to 312 and encodes 103 amino acids. The transcript is spliced from 2 exons. NCBI's taxonomy places the organism in Eukaryota, Apicomplexa, Conoidasida, Eucoccidiorida, Sarcocystidae. The record is from RefSeq and is a predicted model, not a curated record.
AUGCUCACCCGACCCGUUUCACAGGCUGCGUCAUCAGCGGCCUCCGAAAUUGAAGAAAGACUCGACUCUCCCGUGUCUGUCACGCUUCCUGAAAAAAGCGGUGCAGCGUUUACGUUAAUCCCAGCCCGGCUGUCAUUCUCAGUCCUGGUAAAUCAGGUGGCUUCGGCUUCAUUGGAGCUUCGCAACACUGGCACGGUGGCAUUUACUUUCUUGUGGACCCCUGAGAAAACAGCGUGUGACACUUCCAAUGAUCUCUUCAUUAGUAAUGACGAGGGCAUCCUUUUUCUGCCAGCGGAUACAGCAGGUGAGUGA